This is a messenger RNA of Setaria italica (foxtail millet), 1358 nucleotides long. RefSeq lists its product as uncharacterized. The record is from RefSeq and is a predicted model, not a curated record. The coding region runs from base 1 to 1320 and encodes 439 amino acids. Gene Ontology annotation, biological process: lipid catabolic process. NCBI's taxonomy places the organism in Eukaryota, Viridiplantae, Streptophyta, Magnoliopsida, Poales, Poaceae. The transcript has 5 exons.
AUGGCCAUCUCCUGCGCCGCCGAGUGCGCGCUCUCCCUCGCCUGCGCACGGUGGGCGGCCCGCCGCCUCUCCCUGUCUGGCGCCGACGACAGCGCGUCGUGGCCCGCGGCCUCGCCCGCCUCCUUCGCGCCCGUCCCGCGCGCCUGCCGCGCCGCGCUCGCCGCCUACGACGACGGCGCGGGAGACGAUCGGCCGUCGCCGCUCUGCCCGCCGUACCGGCUCGUCCACGACCGCGCCCGCGGGGAGGUCGUGCUCGCCGUGCGCGGCCUCGGCCUCGCGCGGCCCGAGGACUACCGCCUCCUCCUCGACGCCGGCGGGCCCGAGCCCUUCGCGGGAGGGCACGCGCACCGCGGCCUGCUCCGCGCCGCCGUGUGGCUGCUCGACCGCGAGGGCCCCGCGCUGCGGCGGAUGGUGGCGGAGGCCGGGCCCGAACGGUGCAGGCUCGUGUUCGUGGGCCACUCGCUCGGCGCGGGCGUGGCCGCGCUGGCGGCCGUCGUGGCGGUGAGGUGCUGGCUCGGGAGGCUCAGGCUCCGCCGCGAAGACGUGAGGUGCUACGCCAUGGCGCCGCCGCGGUGCAUGUCGCUCGGGCUCGCCGUCGAGCACGCCGACGUCGUCCACUCCGUUGUGCUGCAGGAUGAUUUCUUGCCCAGAACUCCGGCACCCCUACAGCACAUUUUUGGAUCUAUUUUCUGUUUGCCGUGCCUGCUAUGUUUCGUUUGCAUGAGAGACACGUUUGUCUCAGAAGGGAAGCUCAAGGAUCCAGCUAAGCUCUACGCUCCUGGCACAGUGUUCCAUAUCGUGGAACGAAAGAAUUGCAGAUGUGGAAGAUUUCCACCUGAGGUCAGAACAGCAGUCCCAACAGUGGGCAGAUUCGAGCAUGUUGUUCUGUCGUGCAAUGCUGCCGCUGACCAUGGAAUUAUUUGGAUCGAAAAAGAGGCUCAGAAGGCUUUAGAUUUGAUGGAGCAAGAAGAAGAGUCGACAUCGCCUCCGGCGCAACAGAAGAUGCUAAGAGCACAGGAGCUGCAGUCAAUCGACGUAGAGGAGGGGACAAUCGGCCUUCAUAGUAUUGAGCAUCUGGUGUAUCUCGAAGAGAAGACUUUGCAAGGCAAUUCCUCAUCGUCAUCAUUGGACUUUGAUAGCCCUAGGACCUCAACAACGUCGUGCACCACCUCACCGUCACCGAGGAGUGAACCAUCCGAGUGGGAUGAGCUUAUGGGGGCUUUCCUAGGUGAUCAUGAACAUGACGAUGACCUAGGACAUGACAGUGGUGAAAAAUCGUGUGAAAUCAUUCUGAAUCAUCUGCCUUUUCGUUGUAAAUAAGAAUAUUGCCUCUUGCCAACAAGUAUGUCCACCGCCAA